Messenger RNA from Strongylus vulgaris, 2433 nucleotides. The record is from the annotation of a GenBank genome assembly. NCBI's taxonomy places the organism in Eukaryota, Metazoa, Nematoda, Chromadorea, Rhabditida, Strongylidae.
AUGCGGUGGCCUGCGUUGUUUCUACUCCCAGCAGUAGCUCUCGCCUACUGCCCUGAGUUUUUCAAGAAUCAGACAGCCUGCUCAUGUUUCGACUACCUGGACGGCUCUGUGAUUCGCUGCUCAGGUCAUGAAGGGCCAAUCAUGGUCGAGCAAAUGAAAAAGUCGCAUUUCGAAAUUAGAGAACUAACUUUGGAAAAUGCCAACAUCGUCGAGAUUGGACCUCGGGCUUUUAAAAAUCUCCGCAUAAAGAAAUUGGUUUUGGAUAAGAACCGCAUCAAAGCACUCCACAAGGACGCUUUUCGAGGACUAGAAAAUGUGCUACAGGAGCUUUCUAUCGCUCAAAACAAAUUGCCAGAGAUGCGCGAACGAACAGGCGCACUGAUGGAAUCAAGGUCGCCAGGGUCAGCGAAGCGCUGCGAAUUGGGCUUUACCCAGGUUCCAAGUGAUGCACUUGCUGGACUACGAGCACUCAACGUUUUGAGCCUCAAAUGCAAUAGAAUCGGAAACCUGACCGAGCCAGUAUUCAAUAAUUUAACAUCUCUGAUCGAUCUCAAUCUAUCCUGCAACGAUAUCUGCGAAGUUGCUCCAAACACGUUCGAUGGGGUUCGCGACACUCUACAAAAUCUUAUCCUCGAUAUGAACUGUUUGCAUAAAUUCCCCGCUGAAGCAGUGAAGAAUAUGGAAAGCCUGAUUGCUCUGCACCUCAAAUACAACAAGACCCUCCUGCAACAUGAGAGCAAGGUCAGUGAGGAUGAGCAAGACUAUCUACAAUCCCAAUUAACCUUUCUAAUUAAAGACCGUGUUACAAAAGCGAAAAAAGGCGAGGCGCAUAAUUACAAACUUAAUUGCGCUCGACGAAACUCCAUUGACACUAUUGAGGCGAAACAACUCACUAAUCUAUCCUCCUUAUCAAUGCUUUCCCUAAGCAGUAACAACAUCUCUUCAAUACACCCACAGGCACUUGAAAACACUCCAAACUUGCGUUAUGUUUACCUUGCCGAAAAUCAGCUCUAUAACUUUGAUGUUGGCACGAUGGCCCAAUUCAAGCAAACUCAGGUACUCGAUCUGGCAUUUAACAAGUUGUCAGAAAUAACGACAGAGACAUUCGCGGGACUAGAAAGUUUACAGCAUCUAAAUCUUGAGAGCAAUAACAUUAAGGUACAAUUCCUAGGAUUACUAUUAGCACCGAUUUUUGCGUAUGCAUUGCGCAAAUUUCAGUCAAUCGCUCCAGGAGCAUUCGCAGGAAUUCCUCUUUUACUUCUCUGGCUACCAAAUAACUGUCUCGAUACAAUCAGUCCUACAACAUUCCAAGGAGCAUUGUUCCUUCGCCAGCUUUCACUUGCCAAUAAUAACAUUAAAGAUAUUCAGCCUCUUUCUUUCAACCACCUAGCGAAUCUCCACACCAUAGACCUCGCAAACAACAAAAUUCAGUCUCUGCAGCAAGGCGCAAUCCAAGGAACUGAUCACCUUACCGUUCGCUUACAAGAAAACCCUAUGGUUUGCUCACAAGACGGUUUUCAUGUCAUGAACGGACCUCAAGCUAUUAAUCUGACAACAGAGCCAAACAAUAUUUGCAAAACUAACUGGCAUGACGAAACCCCUGACGUUUGUCCCAAGGCCCUUUCACGUCCCGCUCAGCCACCAUGCUGCAAUAGAAAGCCACCGACUACCACGGCAGCUCCAACAACAACAACAACUACUACUACUGAACCCUCAACGACAUCGUCUGAGGAAGAUACGACAACCUCUAAGGAAGAAAAAGAAAAGGAAGAAGAAGAAGAUGAGGAGGAAGAGAAGGAUGAGGACGAGGAAGAAGCCGAUGAGGAAAACGAGGAUGAAGAACACGGCGAAACAGAAGAGUCGGAAGUCACUCAUGACUCGUUCACAACUGAACCUACAACAACAACAACAACAACAACAACUACAGAACCCACAACAACCACUUCGAAGGUACCAAGAAGGAAGGUAAACAUGGAUCGAUUCUGGCGACUAUCGCACAGACCCGCAGCUGGUUCCCCGUAUUUGCGGCAUCAAACUGCGGCACCUGUGCAGCAGAGGCCAGAAGAGGAGGAAGUCGAAGAGGACGAAGAGGAAGAUGACGAAGGAGCGGAAGAUGUGAGUAAAACUGCGGCACCUGUGCAGCAGAGGCCAGAAGAGGAGGAAGUUGAAGAGGACGAAGAGGAAGAUGACGAAGGAGCAGAAGAUGUGAGUAAAGAAGAAGAAGAAGAAGAGGAGACCACGACACCCAAAGAAUCUCGCCGAAUCCCAGCAAGAAUACGUGAACGACAGAGGAUGCUCGGUAAGAUGCCACCAUGGCUGCGAACGCCAUCAAAAAACAAGAGUGAGCCAGAAGAGGACUUUAAUAAGGCAAGUUUCGUUGAUCUUGAUGAUGAUACUGAAACCGUGCAAAUCGACCAACACGCAAGACACUAG